AUGCUCCCGCCAUCUUACAGACAAGCCACAAAUGAACAACUACCGUCUUACAAACCAACUCUACUCCAUCAUGAUAUCGUUCUACUCAAGAAAGAACUAUCUUCUCCAUUUGACGUGGCUAAAGACAGAAGCUGGGAUCUAGCCAUAGUGGAAAUCAACUCUACUCAGUUGAACCUCUACAAACUCAAGAACCUAAGCAACAUAUAUCAAUACAUUUGGAAACUCAUUGAUAAUGAAAACUCAAUAGAUCAUAAACAUGAAAUCAAAAAGAAAGUGAUUACUCAAGAUACCCAUUUAUCAUCAUCAUCAUCAUCAUCAUCUUUUUCAAACAAAUCUCUAAUGGAGUUCUUAUUGGUGAACAAUUCUCAUACUAUUCCUUAUGAAAUCAUAAAGCAUUACACGGGCGCUAAAAUCCAUUCAUAUACAUUACAAACGUGUCAUAUAGGUUCCGCUACAGAUUAUCAUAAAAAGAAUUAUACACUAAGAGUAAGGAUUGAAUUACAUCAAUUCUUGUUAUCAUUCAUCAAUAUCAACAAAUUUAAUAGAUUCUUCAAUAAUGUAUUGAUCGGAAUUGAUUUAUCAAAACCUUUGGAUGAAAGAACUUUACCAAAAGAGAAAACUGUGCCAAAUGAGAUAUCAAGAUUCAGAGUACAAAACUUUGAAAACUUUUAUAUUAAGAACUGUAUCAAUUCAGAUCAUGGCUUGGCAACUUAUAGAAGAAAUACCAUUGACCAUACUGGUUUAUUAAACAGAGAAGAGUUAAAGUUUCAAAUGGAAUUGGCAAAGACCCGUGGAAGAUCAAAUUCUCUUCCAUUAUCAAGCACUUCUUCUUCAUCUGCAUUGAUUUCAGAUAGUGAAAGUUAUAUUGGAUCUCCUCCAGAUUAUAAAUAUUCACCAGAAGAUCCAGCAAAUGAAUUCAUUGAUGAGAAUUUGAUAUAUUCAUUAACUUGUAUGAAACCAUUGGAAGCUAAGAAUGAUUGGAAAGGUUCAAUGAUUAUAACAGGGAAUUAUAAAUCAAAGUCAUUAUCAAAGUUCAAAUCUAAAAAGUCAAGUAACUUUGGAGAUAAAUUAUUUGUGGAUAAUACUAGUUGUAACAAGUUUAGUAAGAUUGUUUUGGAUCAAGGAUUGAGUUGUAAAGAGUUUAUAGUACUCGCAGAUGGAUUAGUUGAAUCUGUGAUAUAA
Molecule: messenger RNA, 1182 nt
Organism: Hansenula anomala
Lineage: Eukaryota; Fungi; Ascomycota; Saccharomycetes; Phaffomycetales; Wickerhamomycetaceae
Exons: 1
Coding region: 1-1182 (393 amino acids)
Source: RefSeq, a predicted model, not a curated record